CGCCCACUUAUCUCCCCCAACCCGAAGACAGGACACCCUUCUGUUUGACACGUUCUCCUUACCCUCCCCCUCAUUUCCCGCACUGCCCAGCUCAUCGGCUACGGGCGCGCUAGCACCCUCGUACCCCCAUCGUACCCUUGCUUCCCCCAGAUUGCUCCCCCCUCGUUAGCGCCUUGCUUAGCGACAGCAGUUCAUAUAAUCGAAACAAUCCCAUAAGCCUCUUUGGCCUCAAUUCCCGACCCAGGGUUUCGAGGUAAUCUGUUUUGCAGCCACCAUCAGUCUAAUGUGUCAGGUCUACGAGACAAGUUACCUUUUAGCUCUCACCUCUUAGUUGCUUAGUUCCUAGCCAGUCUUGCCGCUGGCGCUGCCUAGGGUUAAGAGUGCAUCGGCGCUCACUCGGGUCAAGAGCUGCGGAGGUAUUAGCAGCGGCUGUAGCAGCUGCAGCAGCUGUAGCCGCUGUAGUGGGGGGGGCACUCAACCCGGCGCCAUGGUGGGCAGUCCAACGCCGGUUCUCGCGAAGCUGCUGCCGGCGGCCGGCGGGCUGAAGGGCGGCGGAUCUAGCGGAGACGAGUUCGAGAAGCUUCGGAGCAACUCGUUCGUGCAGCGAUCCGCUCGGACCAUGGGAUGGCUGCAGGCAUCGUGUCUCAGUCUGUUCGUCUUCGUCAUGGCCGUCGGCAUCUUGACGCGCUCUCCGCCGCAAAUGGCGGGGAUGCUGGAUGCGGAGCUUCCAACGUGGGGAAGCGCGGCGUGGGAGCACCAGGUGCUUCUGUCGGCAACACCGAGGGCUGGCGGAAUGGUUGUGCUGGUAACGGGCGCAGCAGGCUUCGUGGGCUCGCACACGUCACUCGCGCUAAAGGAACGCGGCGAUGGUGUGGUGGGAAUUGAUAAUUUCAACAGCUAUUAUCCCCCGGCGCUGAAGCGCGCACGGCAGCAACGCCUCGAGAGCAAGGGAGUGUUCAUCGUCGAUGGCGACAUUAACGACGCAGUGUUACUGGCGAAACUUUUCGAGCUCGUCAAGUUCACGCAUGUGCUACAGCUCGCGGCGCAGGCCGGUGUUCGUUACGCCGUUGUCAACCCCCUCGCGUACGUCCACAGCAACGUCGCAGGCUUCGUCACGCUUCUCGAGCAGGCCAAGAGCGUGGAUCCUGCCCCCGCUAUAGUCUACGCGUCGUCCAGCAGUGUGUAUGGGCUGAAUUCGAAGGUGCCCUUUUCGGAGGAUGACCGCACGGACCGCCCCGCGAGUCUGUACGCCGCUACUAAGAAAGCGGACGAGGUGCUGGGCCACACGUACAACCACAUCUACGGGCUCUCGAUCACGGCGCUCCGGUUCUUCACGGUGUAUGGCCCGUGGGGCCGCCCGGACAUGGCCUACUUCUCGUUUGCGCGCAACAUCAUGGCGGGCAAGCCAAUCAAGAUCUUCCGCGGGCCCAAGGGCGAGGAGCUGGCCCGUGACUUCACGUACAUCGACGACGUGGUGAAGGGGUGCCUCGGCGCGCUGGACACGGCGGAGCCGAGCAUUGGCGCGCAGCAGGCGCAGAAGAGGAAGGGCAAGAAGCGCCGCGCGCAGUUCCGCGUUUUUAACCUCGGAAAUACCCAGCCCGUGAAGGUCGGGGAGUUUGUUGGGAUCCUGGAGAACCAGCUGCAAGUGAAGGCCAUUCGCAAGGUUAUUCCCAUGCCGAGCACUGGAGACGUCAUGUUCACACAUGCCAAUAUCACACGUGCUGCCCGUGAAUUCAACUACCAGCCAACGACUGACUUGGAAACCGGGUUGUCAAAGUUUGUGCAAUGGUACAAGUCAUACUACCGAGAAGGGAGUGGCAAUGAGCAUUCCCUUGAUGGCUACAAGCCUUACUGACUAGGCUAUAAUCCAAACUUAUCAAUUAUGUUUGGACUAUUGUAGUUUAGUGUAGUUAUAGGAGAGGCUUUUAGGCAAAAUAGCAUACACUUGUAUGCCCAAUAAUUGGGCUUCUGAGGAGUAGUUUGUCUUGAAUUGAAGAAAGAUUUCAAAUUGUU
Molecule: messenger RNA, 2013 nt
Organism: Closterium sp. NIES-67
Lineage: Eukaryota; Viridiplantae; Streptophyta; Zygnematophyceae; Desmidiales; Closteriaceae
Source: the annotation of a GenBank genome assembly